AUGUCUAACGAGAAACAAGUUGAAAAACAUGAAAAACGUCAAAGAAAACAAAAAAGGAAACAAGAAAAUAAACGUAAAAACAUUCUAAACGCUUGUAGCUGUUGUAGGAUAAAAAAGACAAGGUGUACCGGCGGAGCUCGGUGUGAUUGUUGUACUCGAAACAAUUUAGUGUGUUUUUAUCCAACUCCAAAGAAGCGUGGUCCGAAACAUCGCCAGGACAAUACACCACAUAAUAUUCAUCAUGCGCAAAAAAAUGACGCAAUUAAUCAUCUUUCUAAGAGAAUUAGCAACGUUGAAGAUAUGCUUAGUAAAGUUUCCGGAGAAUCGAUUGAUAAAAGCUUCAACAACGGAGAAGUUUCUAAUGCAUCAUUCGCGCAGUCUGCGACUGCGUUUAUGAAUGAACAAUCUGCUUUGUUAUUAUCAAGCUUUCCAGUUAACAAUCUACAAUAUGAAAAUUCCAUUGACUUCUCGGAGGAUUCUCAGUAUUUUUCCCAAGCUGUAUUUGGAGAACAACCUUAUAUGCUACAUAAUACGUUACCUACCUUUAAUGAAAAUAGCAUGUUUAUACCAGGGGCCUAUUAUACUACAGAGGAACUUACUUUUGCGGAAGAACCUUCAAGUGAUGAAUAUUCUCUUUGA
This is a messenger RNA of Racocetra persica, 639 nucleotides long. The record is from the annotation of a GenBank genome assembly. Lineage: Eukaryota; Fungi; Glomeromycota; Glomeromycetes; Diversisporales; Gigasporaceae.